Messenger RNA from Sceloporus undulatus (fence lizard), 1262 nucleotides. RefSeq names its product methylthioribose-1-phosphate isomerase 1 (gene MRI1). The coding region runs from base 38 to 1117 and encodes 359 amino acids. NCBI's taxonomy places the organism in Eukaryota, Metazoa, Chordata, Lepidosauria, Squamata, Phrynosomatidae. Gene Ontology annotation, molecular function: S-methyl-5-thioribose-1-phosphate isomerase activity. The record is from RefSeq and is a predicted model, not a curated record. The transcript has 6 exons.
UCCUCUUCCUGGGCGUGUUGUUGGGGUUCCAUCCAGGAUGAGCCUGGAGGCGCUGCGCUACCGCCGGGGUUCCCUGGAGGUCCUCAACCAGCUCCUGCUGCCCCAGCGGAGCCUCUACGAGGAGAUCGGCGGCGUCCGCCAGGGCUGGCAGGCCAUCCGCAGCAUGAAGGUCCGGGGUGCUCCCGCCAUCGCCAUUGUAGGCUGCCUUAGUCUGGCAGUGGAACUGGAUAAUAAAAGAACUACAGAAGAGAGCAUAGGCAGCCUGGAAACAUUUGUGUUAGAUUCGUUGAACUACUUAGUGAGUGCCCGACCAACUGCUGUCAACAUGGCCCAGGCAGCUCAGGAGUUGGGCCGCAUUGUCCGCCAGGAGGCCAAGCGUGAAGGGUCUACUGGUGAGAGUUUCCGAGAAAGUGUCAUCAGCUGGGCAGAAGCCAUGUUGGAGAAAGACCUCAAAGACAACAGAAGCAUAGGGGACCAUGGUGCACGCCACCUCCUUCAGCAAGUUGGGAAGGACAAAGUGAUAGUCCUCACCCAUUGCAAUACGGGCUCACUGGCCACAGCUGGCUAUGGAACUGCACUUGGUGUUAUUCGCUCCCUGCAUGCCAUGGGUCGUCUGGAGCAUGUCUACUGCACAGAGACACGGCCAUAUAAUCAGGGAGCCCGACUCACAGCUUAUGAGCUUGUAUAUGAACAGAUACCUGCCACACUCAUUGCUGACAGCAUGGUAUCUAUGGCUAUGAAGGAGAAGAAGAUAUCAGCUGUCUUCGUGGGAGCAGACAGGGUUGUUGCCAAUGGAGACACUGCCAACAAAGUGGGUACUUACCAGCUAGCUAUUGCUGCCAAGCACCAUGGGAUCCCCUUCUAUGUGGCAGCACCUAGUACUUCAUGUGACCUGAGCUUAGAACAUGGUGGUCAAAUUGUUAUUGAAGAGCGACCAAGCCAGGAACUGACAGACAUAAAUGGUGUGCGGGUUGCAGCGCCAGGCAUUGGUGUUUGGAACCCAGCUUUUGAUGUCACCCCCCAUGACUUGAUAACUGGUGGCAUUGUCACUGAAUUGGGUGUCUUUUCUCCUCCUGAACUCCAAGCAGCACUGACACGGGUAGCAAACAAAGUGUGACCAUAUUCUGCUGAGCUGUUUUUGGAUAUCUGAUCAAGAAUGUGCAUUGAGCAGCACGUUGAUGGGCCAUGUUCCUGAUCUCUGCUUUUGUAUUAGUGUUCUGUUCUUUAAUGAAUAGUCAUUAACUAAAGGAAGUUGGAAAUAA